AUGGCAUCCUAUCAGUCUUCAAUGGCCAAUGGAAGCAAGAGACGGAAAUUGAACAACUGGGACUAUGAGCAGUCCUCUUUGACAUCGUGCGAGAACGGCUUUGCAAACCCUAACCAGGCCUGCCUGCCUGAUGUUACAUACGAGCGGAGCUACAUGACACCAUAUGACCCAGGUGUUGCAUAUACGUCGCACACCAUUAACGCCGUUGACAUUCACCCGAAUACUCCGAAAAUCGCGCCCGUGCUUCCUAUGGGCAACUAUAUUGGGCACUCCAACGCCUACAUUAGAACGGAGACGACGACCAAUGUGAGACAAACAUCUCACUAUGGCGACACGAGCGUGUCGAGGAGACUGACCUACACUUCUAUGGAACUGACCGUUAGCCCACGUGAUACUCACGUUAAUUACCCCUGCGUCCUGGGUGAGGGUUGCGAUAUAGACCAGGAAUGUAUUGCAUCGGUAUCAAGCAUGAUUGUCUGUUACGGCAUGUUGUGCGAGAUCCAGGUUGAGCUCCUGGUCUCGACAUUGUCUUUGAUGGAAUGUCAAGCCUUGUACUGGGACAAGGCCACAACUUUACGGCAUCCAACAGAUGGUUUGGAAAUUGUCAAGCUUUCUGCAGUCACUGUCAAAGUGCUGCAGACGUUAUCAUCCGAAGCCAGUUCAGAAUUUCAAUUCUGGCUCUCACCGCAACAGCAAUUUGGUCAACGCACGACCGACAGCUCAAGAGAAAUGGCAACGAAGGGAACUGUGGCUGCAGGCCGCUGUUUGUCGGUCAUCAUAUACGGACCGAACGAUAUGGCAACUCAUGUUGGUGAUUGGCUCGACAGCUUGAAGAUGUAUUUUCAAGUGCCCCACGGUUGCGACCGAGACGUUCCGUAUAUAAACCCCCAUUGCCUUGCUUCAAACCAGGAGUCUACAAUGUACACGCAGCAACUUCCGGCACAACUGAGAAUAAACGAGUUAGAAGAUCAAGGUUCUCCUAAAGGUCUCUUCUCUGACCUUUAUACAGAUUCGGUCUUUGAACUGGCACCCCAACCCUACGCCAUUGUUUCACCCCUACACAACCACCAGAGACAAGCUUUGACCUUUAUGGUCGAGCGAGAGAACGGGUGGAACUUGUCUGGUGCACGAAACGAUAUCUGGAAAUCUCACAUUGAUGCAUUUGGCGUACGAAGAUACAAAAACACUGUGUGCGGAUUCACGCAAACGCGGGCCCCGGAGAGCUUCCGAGGAGGAAUUAUCGCAGACGAGAUGGGUCUUGGGAAGACGUGUACGAUGCUGGCGUUGAUAGCGGCAAGUCCGUUUCAACAUAGCUCCUCCACGUACGACUCAAACUGUGUAAAAGGCACAUUGAUCGUGGUGCCAGUCCCGCUCCUGUUCGUGUGGGAAAAGCAAAUCCAGGAGCAUUUCCGGCGCGGCUGCGUUCGCUACACCAUCUUUCACGGUCCUGACCGCCAGCAGAGUGCCAAUAUCCAAGAUUAUGAUAUUGUCAUAACAACAUACACCACUGUCGUGUCGGAGUGGAAGAACUGCAGAGCAUCACGGUCUCAAACAGACUGCAGCUCCUUGUUCAAGACGUUCUGGCAUCGGAUUAUCCUUGAUGAAGCGCAUAUCAUUCGGACGAAAGAGACGAUAUGUGCGAAGUCGGUCUAUGCUCUACAAGGAGAACGCCGAUGGUGCAUUACCGGAACGCCUAUCCAAAAUCGCUUGACGGAUAUCUUUUCUCUUCUCCGCUUUCUGAAGGUGCACCCUUACGACAACAUCGUGACCUUCCAGGAGCAAAUUCUACGUCCGUGGAAGUCGCACAUGGACGAAGAUGCAUUGAAGAGGCUUCAAUCCAUCUUGAAGGCGAUCACCGUUCGCCGAGGAAGGAAUGUCAUUGCUCUUCCGGAUCGGCUCGAGCACACGGAAGAGGUCUUUUUCACAGAGGAGGAACGUGCUGUCUAUGAAAAGGCGCGGACCGGUGCGAUCGAGGUCCUCAACAGCGCCAUGAAUAUCGACCCGUCAACCUCCAGGUCAAUGUAUUUGAAUGCACUCCAGAGGAUCAACGACCUCAGAUACAUCUGCAACCAUGGCGUCACUCCUCCACGACACAGGGAAUCUUUCGAGCCCAUGAAUGCACUGGAAGAAGAUUUCCCUGCUCUCCUUUCCGAAGUAUUUGAGAGAGGGCAAGAGAAUUCGGACUUACUUUGCAUUCAUUGUGGCAUCAACCUAAUGUGGGAAGAGGAAGACCGAGGCCAAUUCCUCCUCACACCUGACAGUUGCGCCAAUCUCCCGCCGUCUCCAGCAUGCAGAGGCUGCCGUCAGGACAGACCCCCGCCACUUUCACCAUCCGGUUCGAGUUGGUCUUCUGGUGUCUCAUCACCGACAAGGCUGGUCAAAUCCACGCAGCCAUCAAGCAAGAUCAAAAUCCUAGUAGACCGGAUCCAACAGCUCCCUCUCACCGACAAAUGCGUCGUCUUCUCGUACUGGACUUCGAGCCUGGAUGCCGUCGAGGAAGCUCUGAAGCAGGCCUCGAUCAAAUUCUGUCGCUAUGAUGGUAAGUUGAGCCAAGCACAGCGCAGCCAGGUUCUGAAGGCCUUCACGAACGACGCUUCGUUGCGGGUGUUUUUGUUGUCGAUAACAUGUGGAGGGGAAGGGCUUGACCUCACUGCUGCCAACCAUGCUUAUCUCCUUGAACCGCAAUGGAACCCCAUGCGGGAAGAGCAGGCCAUGGCUCGAGUGCACCGACUUGGUCAGAAGAAGGCCGUGCGCCUGGUGCGCUUGGUGGUGAAGGGCACAUUUGAAGAGAACAUUAUCACGCUCCAAGGGCGGAAACGAACACUGGCCGACCUCAUCAUAGACCGGUCGCCGCUGCAGCAGGGAACUGGUGGAAAGAAGCAGUUGUAUUAUCUCCGCGAAUUGGUAGGGUAG
Fonsecaea erecta is the source of this 2913-nucleotide messenger RNA. RefSeq lists its product as hypothetical. Lineage: Eukaryota; Fungi; Ascomycota; Eurotiomycetes; Chaetothyriales; Herpotrichiellaceae. The transcript has a single exon. Gene Ontology annotation, molecular function: ATP-dependent chromatin remodeler activity; ATP binding. Bases 1 to 2913 code for a protein of 970 amino acids. The record is from RefSeq and is a predicted model, not a curated record.